This is a messenger RNA of Aplysia californica (California sea hare), 5407 nucleotides long. Its product is annotated as circularly permutated Ras protein 1. Gene Ontology annotation, molecular function: GTP binding; zinc ion binding; GDP binding. The coding region runs from base 259 to 2898 and encodes 879 amino acids. The transcript is spliced from 15 exons. NCBI's taxonomy places the organism in Eukaryota, Metazoa, Mollusca, Gastropoda, Aplysiida, Aplysiidae. Gene Ontology annotation, cellular component: plasma membrane; COPII vesicle coat. Gene Ontology annotation, biological process: signal transduction; endoplasmic reticulum to Golgi vesicle-mediated transport; intracellular protein transport. The record is from RefSeq and is a predicted model, not a curated record.
CCUGCCCAUCAUUAAUAAAUAGUAAACAACGCAACGUUGAACCAGGGAGUUGAACACAAACCGGGUGCUACAGAGGAACCUGAAUUCCACGCGGAAGUAAAAUAGGAAAACAACUUUUCAGUAAAGAAGGGAGAUAGUGCGCCAUCUUUUAAAGUAUAGAAUCUACUAUUAAAAAUACAUGACAUGUAUUAAGAAAUCUGGUUUUCGCUCACAAGUAAGAAGUUGAAGAACUCGGAGCCAAGAUUAAUUCUCUGCACCAUGGAGUUCGGGAGCAAAUUUGUUUACCUUGGAAAUGAUGUUGAAGAUGAAGAGGAGGUGAAAGUUUCAGAGGUGAACGAUGUCGUCCUGUCCGACAGCGACGAUUGUUCGGAUGACGAUGGAGAGACUUGUUUACUUGACAUUUUGGAUACUGCUGGUCAAGAAGAAUACUCAUCAAUGAAAGAUCUUUAUGUGUCAACUGCAAAUGGAUUUGCUAUUAUCUACAGCAUUGUGGACAAAAGUAGCUUUGUUGAGGCAGAGGCAGUUUUCAACUGGUUGAAACGAUUAAAAAAUGCAGAUGAUGUGUUCGCUAUAUUGGUGGCCAACAAACAAGAUUUGGUUGGUUCAGCUGAAGUACAAGUCACAACAGAACAAGGAAGGGAGUUGUCCACAAAACUUGGUAUUCCAUUUUAUGAAACUUCAGCGCUCACAGGCACUGGGGUGAAUGAGGCUUUUUCUGGUCUUGUAAAGAUCAUUCCAAGAUCAAGCAGUGAUUACAAGGUUGUCAUGCUUGGAUCUGGUGCUGUGGGCAAAUCUAGCAUCACCAUCCGGUUCGUUAACAACACAUUUGUCGAUGACUAUGACCCUACAAUUGAGGACUCGUAUCGCAAGAUGAUCUCCGUGAAAGGUCUCACUCCCCUGACGAAGGACCAAAAGAAAGCUCUGAAGUCCAAGAAAAAGGGGAAGAAAACAACUGGUAGUGCAGGUGAUGUCCAGCUGACAAGUGCAGGAUUAGAUGGGUCCACAAAACCUCUGGGAAGAAGCAAAAGUGGCGGGAUGCUCAGCAAUUUUCAUCAGGGCAUGAGCAGACUUUUUAGACUUGGUUCUUCAAAUCUGCGAAGAGCUGCCCGAGCGCGCCCUCUACCCUCACCUCUUCCCCCACGGACUUAUCGUGCCGCUUCAGCUCCUACAAAGAAAGUAAUGCAACAGAAAACAGAUGCCAAUGUCGUUCUCAUCCCCUUUGGAAAUUUGGAGGAAGAGCCAAAACUGGUCACGGGGGACCCAAUUAGAUGUGGGAAAUGCAGGGCCGUCCUCACCAGCACUGGUAAACUGGAAUCUGAUGGUGACACAAGUAUCUGGAUAUGUGAGUUCUGUGGGGAGAUAAAUCGUAACCUUGACAUAUCUGAUGAUGAGAUCCCCAAAGGAGAACAGUUUGACUUCAUGCUGUCACCACCUACCAAGCCAAAAGAGGAAGAGAAAGAAGAAGCUGCUUCUGCUACCCCAGUAGAAAAGAAAACUACCCCUGGUGUAGUUGUUUACUGCAUGGACAUCAGCUCAUCAAUGCAGGCUCUGUGUGCACUUCCCCAAUCUCAGGUGGCAUGGCGUGAGGAGAGGACGCGUGGUGCAGAGACAAUCUCCAGAGUGACCCGGCUGGACUGUAUUCGCAAGGCUGUAGAAAGACUGGCUGAAGAGUUGAAAUUGGAACAACCUGAAAAACAGGUGUUGCUGACUGUGUUCAGCUCGCACGUCAGAGUGCUGGCUGGUGGAAGCACAGAUAACAUACCUUUCUUGGGCCCUGUGGAUAACAAGACAUUUGAGCAGUUGUUGGAAAUGGGUUUAAAUCUUGCAAAUGACUACCCUUUGAAACCGCUCUCAGAGUCUCAUGCGUCAAUUGAUGCAGCUGUUAAAGCCCUGUACACCACAGGCUGCACUGCCCUGGGCCCAGCUUUAUCAAUCUGUGCAGGUUUUGUCAGCAAAAUUCCAGGCUCUGAGAUUGUGCUGUGUACAGAUGGGGAGCCUAAUGUUGGAGUCGGUUCACUGAAUCGUAGUCAAAAUCAAGAUGGGGUAGAAUUCUACCAGAUGGUUGGCAAUUAUGCUCGCUCAAAGAACACUACCAUCAACAUCUUGACCAUGGAGGGAGCCUCUGUUGGCCUUCAGACAGUUAAGACUGCAGCGGAUGCAUCUGGUGGCACCACCAAUCAACUCAAUCCCAUGGAGAUUGUUCGACAGCUCCGUUUGAUUGCACAGAAUGAAGUUGUGGCAACAUCUGUUACUGUGCUCUUUUUCUUGCAUCCCGAUUUUGUCUUUGAUGAACCAGGCUUUCCAGAUAAUCUCAGCCAACUGGAGAAGGAAGUUGGAUCUGUGCGAAAGGAAAGUGACUUGUCCUUCAGAUUUAAAUUGAAAGACCCCAAAAAGAAAAAUCUGGACUCUGUGCCAUUUCAGGUUCAAAUCACAUAUACCCGCCCUGAUGGAAUGCAGUGCCUGCGAAUACUCAGCAAAAGAAGUGAAGCAACCAGCAGCAGACAACAAAUGGAAGAGUAUAUCAAUGUAUCAGUCCUGGGUGUCUCCACUAUGAAAACUACGGCCAAGCUUGCUGGGAGUGGAGAAGGGAGAAAAGCCCAGAAUAUGUUGAAAAAUGUAAAGCGCAUGGUUAAUCGUGGUGCCAAAACUUUGGAGCAGUGUGAGGAGAGAUUAGCCUUCAAGAGUGAAAGCAGUGCUUGGGAUGUGCAGCUGACUGAAAACAAUGAAGUCUAUUGUGGUCCUGGCCUUGAUGACAUACAUACAGGUUUGGCCCAGAGAAGUUUAGCUACAGUCAUGAGUAAACACGUUGCUGCGGGGAAGAAAAAGGAUCUGAUAGCCAAGAGAAAAAUGCCUGAAAAGUGCAGGGACGCAUUUUAUCGUUAUAAAGAAGAUUAUUAAGGUGUCCAAAGUAAUGCUCAAUUCUUAACAGAUCAAGAAGAGCAUCUGUUUUGAUUCUUACGACAAGAUUGGAAAGUUGUAUUUAAAAAGAUAAUGUUGUUGUGCACGUUGAAAGAAAAAAAAUGAAGUGCUAUGUUUUGUUUUGAAAGUUGAUCUUUUUUACUGUGAUGUUGUUGAGAAAAUUGUUCCUCAUAUCUGACGGUUGCUGUGAAAGAUAUUCGAAUGUGAUCUAUCCUGUAAUGAUGAUAUUAAUUCCCCUGCAGUACAGGUUGCUUUUUCUUUCCAGUUCAUAUCAUGACACUAUGUUUAUGUGAUUUUAUUUUUUUACAUAAAUGUUAAGUCAUAAAUAUUAAAAUUUAUUACAGUGUUCUAAAAAAUCCUGCACUUUUGAUCAAUUUCACAUACAUACGUUCUCAUGAAAUUUGCAAAAAUUGUCAGACUUUCUUUCUAUUUAAAUUGUUUUAUGUCCCACAAAGAAUUAUUGUUCAUUAAAAAAUUAGACGUUGUUUACUGUUAUAGGUUUCAGGAAUGUGGUAUAUUAUGUGUUAGUUUUGUUCUCUGUUUUUUUAAAGAGGAUUGUCUGUGUCUCUGACUCUGCAAGAUUAGAUUAGGUCUGACAGUCACAGAAGCCAUUGCAAAUAACAAGAAGAAAGGAUUCUGCGAAAAAAAAGAAACCCAAAACAAAUUGACUUCUAAAGCAAUAACAGAAAAACAUGCUUCAGUCUGAGUUGUACCAUUGGUUAUUUAUUGUCUUUUCCCCUGUCACUAUAAAAUUGUUUUCACCUGACAUCAAAAUACAUAUGUGGUAACUGAGUUAUUCAUAUUUUAUCGAACACUCUUUCUUGAUUGAAAGGAAUAACAAUCAGAGAGUCCCUUAGGUACUGUUGUUACCACCGAGGUCAGAAUGAAAUGUCCUUACUGCCCUGCACCCACAGUUUUAUUUCCUUGAGUUAUUUUCCUUGAAUGAAGCUCAUUGUGGUAAUUAACAGAUGGUGAAAUACCUGACUUGGACAAACUAGCAUGUUUUCUACAAAUUAGAUUGAAGGAGAUGGAAUAGAUACCAAAUUAGAGAAAUCAUAGCCACACUGUAACCAGAUUCAGAGACCUCAAAUGAGUAUACACUUUACUGUAGGAAUAUAAAAAUGUAAAUUGAUGCGUUUCCUACAGUUUUGCUUUUAUAGUGAUAUAUAUGUAUGUUUAUUUUAAUCAGUGUAGUUUAACCACUAUUUUGAAUGUAUUUUUUAAUUUCUGUGUUCACAUUCACAUUCCAGUUCAAACUGAACGAGAUGGAAUAGAUGCUAAUUAGAGAAAUCAUAGCCACACUGUAACCAGAUUCAGAGACCUCAAAUGAGUAUACACUUUACUGUCUGUAGGAAUACAAAAAUGUAAAUUUAAUGUGACUGUACAGUUUUGCUCAAGGAAGUGGUAAGGAGAACAAGACAGAGCCCAGUCAGAGAUGAGGUUCGGAAGAAGGCAGUGGCGACAGAUUGGACACACUCUCAGGAAGUUGGGCAGCUUCAUAACAAGGAAAGUGUUGGAUUGGAACCCACAGGGUAAAAGUUCAAGGGGAAGACCAUGUGGAACCUGAAGAAGAGUCACCAAAAUCGAUGUUCAGAAAAGUGGGAAAACAUAUAAUAACAUCCAUAGGCUAGCCAGGGAUAGGGACAGAUGGAAAGUGUUUGUUUGUGGCCUAUACCCUGACCCAGGGUGAGAAAGGCAUUGAUGAUGAUGAUUACAGUUUUUGCUGUUAUUGUAAUACAUGUAUUUUAUAUUUUUUAUACAGUAUUUUAUACAGUGUAGUUUAAACACUAUUUUGAAUGCAUUUUUUUUUGUUUCUGUGUUCAUAUUUUUACAUUCCAGUUCAAAGUUCCCAAGGUCUAAGUCUGUAUGAGCUUGCCGAACCAUCAGCUUGAAGUUCAAAUUGAAUACUGUGUUCUACUUAAGAUUGAAUAUAUAGGUAUUGUCAAAUCUCUGAUCUACUACAAAGUCAGAAAGAUGUUUUGCAAAACUGAAUUUCAUUUUCCAAGGAAAUUGUGGAAAACAGUCAGGAAAAGACAGUUGCAGUUACUUGGACACUUGGAAAGAUGUAAAGGCCUUAAACAUCUGGCUCUCACUGGCAAAAUUGAAGCUAAUGAGGAAGGGCUUGACUCAGAGCAACCCACCUGGAGAGCAUAAAUUAUAGAUAGGGGAUGGGGGAAAGAUCAGGGUAAUGUAGCUUUUUUGAGAGCAUCCGAACAAAUGAAAGAAUAGUGAACCAUGACAUGAUCGUCGAUGUCUGUCACAGAUCUGGCAUUUGAUGAUGAUUGUGAAAUUAUGGAGACUUGCUAAAGGACUGUUUUGCCUUUGAUGAAUACCUUUACUUUAUUACUGGUAUGUACCAUGAUAACAUUAUUGGGUAUAUAAUUGAUAUUCUUUUUGCCACGUGCGGACAAGGAACAGAUAUUCUUAAAAAAUUUUUUUUUCUGUUUUCUUUAAAUUUUUGGAAUAAAAUUAAUUGAUGAAAAAAGUC